AAGAAGGGAGGGAGAGGGAGCUCCUCUCACUUGGCGUUUAUACUUGACUGGCUUGCUUACUGCAGUUCCAGCACUGUUUGUCUUGGAAGGAGGGAGGCUGCAAAAAAAACUAAGAGAGAUGCAACGAGAUCUGGAGAAGGAGAUCCUUGAUAUGCAAAAAAAGAUGGAAGAAUUUCAGAAAGAGAUAAAGGAAAUGCAGCUUGAGGCACGAAAGAGCCUGCAAGGGACACAAGAGAAACAAGAAGAAAUGCAACCAAAGAUUGAAGAAAAGCAACAAGGAAUGCCUGAAAAACAUGAGAGAGAUGCAGCAACAAAGGAUGCUAUGGAGCUGCCAGCACAGGCAGGGACUGAGCAAAAUGUGGAAAGCCUUCAGCAAGAUCCAAAAGGAGAAAACCAAGAUGUAUAUGGAGAUAUGACCAGAGUUGUUAAAGAAAUGUAUCAAAAUUUGCAAGAAAAGAAAGAAAAUCUGAUGCUGGAACGAGAAACUAUAAAAACAAUAUAUGAAAAAAUGCAAGAGUAUUUGCAAGAGGUGAACAAGAUGCAUCAAAAGAUUUUAAAAUGUUUAGAAGACAUAAAAAAGAGCAAUUAAUAUUAGUCACUGGGUUUUACAGUUGAGAAUCCCUGCUCUAGAGGUACUGACUGAUGUUGAGUUAGAAUCAAGAUCACCAUUUAUUUUGUUAAAUUUCUGUCAUUUCCUUUAAUCUGCUCCAGUGCAUAUUACUAGAAGGCUCAGCUUUCCUGUUUGCAGUCAAACACCAGCUCCACUGUCAUGUCAUUAGCUAAUCUUAUCCUAUUUGAGUAAAUGGUUUCUCUUUGGCCAGUAUAGCUAAGUGAAGAAACAUUCAGUUGUUCUGUUCCUCCCCUCUUCAUGUUCUAAUCUACCUUUCUUCACUGGUUUGUGCAUAUAACAAUCACCUUCUAUUGAUACUCAAAUUUGGAGAAGGUUUGCAACUUGUGCAGAGCCACCUAUCAAAUUCAAAGAUCAAGAUCACAAUGAAAACCUUCUAGAGUUGAAGGGGCUGCUUUUCUCUAUCCACUUAGUCACUAAUACCUCAGGCCUUUCAAGUCUGCUCAUAUUUCGUCAAUCACCUUAGCUGACAUCACAGAAUGUUUAUGUAAUAGAAUUGCUACAUUU
Molecule: messenger RNA, 1135 nt
Organism: Trichosurus vulpecula (common brushtail)
Lineage: Eukaryota; Metazoa; Chordata; Mammalia; Diprotodontia; Phalangeridae
Exons: 2
Coding region: 119-589 (156 amino acids)
Source: RefSeq, a predicted model, not a curated record